CUGCCAGUUUGUGUUUGGCUUCGCUCAGGAAUGCUGUAAAGUUUGUUCACACAAUUGCUUGUUUUUCUAAAAAGCGGCAAUGAGCUCUCCACUCUCCCCUCAUCUCUCCUAACUUGGCUGGCGGACAAGGACAGUGUAAUUUAAUGUGCCCAAAACAGAGGAGGAGGAACAGCCACCGGAGAGAGAAAUAGUUUGCUUUGGCAAGCAAGUGGGAAGCUGUUCAGGGGCCGGACCCAAAGGUUCAGGGGGACACCAUGGCGCCAAUGCCAGUCUGGUCAAUGCUACUUCUCCUGAUGGUCUUGCUGGGACCCUGGCCAGCCUCCACCCAGAGGGAAACCCGUCACCAGAAGUUCCAGCGGCAGCACGUCAACUACCCGAAGACCAGCCCUGAGCUGGAGCCCCGGCGCUAUUGCAACCUCAUGAUGCAGAGCAGAAAGAUGACCACGAAUGCCUGCAAGCCCUCCAACACCUUCAUCCAUGGGAGCCCCGAGGAUGUGGACGCCAUCUGCACCCACGGAGGCACCCACUCCAGUGAGAAUUACUACGACAGCAACGUCAGCUUUGAGGUCACCUCCUGCCGGAUCUCUGGGGGCUCCCAGAGGCCCCCCUGCAGCUACAGAGGCAGACUCAGCUCCCAGCACGUCCGAGUGGCCUGUGUCAAUGGCGUGCCGGUUCACUUCAAAGCUGCCCUUUAGGUUGCCGAGCAUCGGAGAGAGGGUCCGUGGUGCUGACCUGUGCAGCCCAUUGUAGGUGACACUCAGCCAUGUUAGACCCUGGAAAGGUUAGAGAGUCCACUGCAAAUUAGUACAUUUUUUUAUAUCUCAGUUAGGAUUUGCUGUUGCUGUAGAUCUACUAUCCUGUCUUCUGCUGCUGCCCCUCCCCCUUUUCCUCAGUAAGCUGAUAUUUUGAUGAUUUGCCCUGACGCUUUGCAUCAAGCAUUAUAAAAUGACCCCGUCCUACUUCCGUUUAUCGUUCGGUUGCCUAAAAGUUUGCCUACAAGACAGGUGUGACCUUGGAUCAGUUACAACUUCGUUCAGAGCUGUUCUCUCAGGAGCAGUCCUCGAAAGAGCUCUCUCAGGCCCACCUACCUCAAAGGGUGUCUGUUGUGGGGAGGGGAAGGGAAAGGGAAAGGGAUGGUAAGCCACUCUGAGACUCCUUUGGGGAGUGAAGGGUGGGGUAUAAAUCCAAUCUCCUCCUCCUCCUCCUUUAAAGGAGUGUCAGUAACAGCCAUUCUCUGUUCCCUGGGAACUGUAGCUCUGUGAGGGAAAGGAUGAAGGGUCCUUAAUCCUUAGCACCACCUCCAAACUACAGUUCCCAUGAUCCUUCAGAUGAAAGUAUGACAUUUAAAGUGAUAUGAAGCCAAUAGAAUUCAUAGCGUUGUUAUCUUUGCUGGUGCAGCCAAUUUCUAGCUAGCACACAUUUUUUACACCUCAGGAAAUGGGAGGCGAGGGAGACGGAAUUUCCCAAGGCAGAGGGCCCAGUUUGAUCUCCCUCCUCAUUCUGUUAAGCACUGAUAAAGUGGAGAGCUGAGGAUAAAACCAAAUCCUACCCCAUUUUGUGGCAAUGGAGCGACAACCCCGUGCUACUAAUAUCCCAUCUCCUUGGGUGCAUCUGUGAUUAGUUUCAAGAGGAUCCACAUGCAAGUUGUAUAGAUGUGUUUUAAAAGAGGCAUUCCUUCUCGCAUUGGUUGGGUUCCCGACUCCAGGUUGGGGAAUCCCUAGAAAUUUGGGGGCGGAGCCUGGCAUAGCUGGGGUUUGGGUACGGGAUAGAGUUCGGCAGGAAUGUGAUGUCAUAGAACCCACCCUUCCGGAUCCUCCUUUUCCCUCCAGGGGAACUGGCCUCUGUAACCUGGAGAUCCGGUGUAAUUCCAGGGUAACUCCAGCCCCCACCUGGAGGUUGGCAUCCCGAUGUCUGAGUGAGGAAGUGGAAAGCCUCUUCCAAGAUGAUGCAUUUCUGCAGUUUUUAUAAGUCAUUUACUCAAAAAUAACUCUUGUGGGAAUGAAACGUGUCUGUCAUUCUGAGAACUGAACAGUCUCCCUUUGCAGCUUUAUAUAAUAAAGUCUUCUUAUAUACACCA
Gekko japonicus is the source of this 2077-nucleotide messenger RNA. Its product is annotated as ribonuclease-like. Bases 255 to 695 code for a protein of 146 amino acids. The record is from RefSeq and is a predicted model, not a curated record. Lineage: Eukaryota; Metazoa; Chordata; Lepidosauria; Squamata; Gekkonidae. Gene Ontology annotation, molecular function: nucleic acid binding. The transcript is spliced from 3 exons.